Quercus robur (English oak) is the source of this 1616-nucleotide messenger RNA. Its product is annotated as phloretin 4'-O-glucosyltransferase-like. The record is from RefSeq and is a predicted model, not a curated record. Bases 134 to 1501 code for a protein of 455 amino acids. Gene Ontology annotation, molecular function: UDP-glycosyltransferase activity. Lineage: Eukaryota; Viridiplantae; Streptophyta; Magnoliopsida; Fagales; Fagaceae. The transcript has a single exon.
ACACUAUAUAAGCAUUAGGGCCAUUCAAUUUCUCAUCCUCGCAUCCCUUUUUGCUUAUUAGCAUAAUAGAAUAUAUUCAGUCACACCCACUGUCUGAUUUGAUUUCCCAAUCCAAAAAGAAAGGAAAUCAUUCAUGGAGCAGCAACAGCCUCACUUCCUUCUCGUGACAUAUCCCUCACAUGGCCACAUCAACCCAGCCCUCCAAUUCGCCAACCGCCUUAUUCACUUAGGAGGAGGAGGAAGAAGAGUGCAUGUCACCUUUGCCAUCACCAUUAGUGCCCACCGUCGCAUGAUCAAAAGCCCUCCUCCUGACGGCUUGUCGUUUGCCACCUUCUCCGAUGGCUACGACGACGGUUUCAAACUCGAGGACAAGAUGCAGGAGUACUUGGAUCAACUCAAGCGCAAUGGCACCAAAGCUCUAACUGAACUCAUUGUGUCCAACGCCAACCAGGGACGUCCCUUCACCUGCUUGGUCUACACCUUGCUUAUACCUUGGGCUGCUGAAGUGGCUCGUGAGCUUCACCUUCCCUCCGCUCUUUUUUGGAUUCAGCCUGCCAUGGUUUUGGACAUUUACUACUACUACUACAAUGGUUUUGCUGAUGUUAUUGGGAACUGCAACAAUGACCCAUCGCAUUCAAUACAGUUACCGGGUCUGCCAUUACUCAAUAGCCGUGAACUACCCUCUUUCAUGCUUGCUUCAAACACUUAUGAUUAUCUUCUCCCAAUAUUUCAAGCCGACCUUGAGGCCCUUGAAAAGUUGAGCAAACCAACAGUUCUAGUGAAUACAUUUGAUGCACUAGAGAUUGAGGCCUUAAAAGCGAUCGAAAAACUUAAUUUGGUUGCAGUUGGUCCUCUAAUUCCAUCUGCUUAUUUGGAUGAAAGAGAUCCAUCGAAUGGAUCCAAGGAUUAUAUGGAAUGGCUCAACUCUAAGCCUGAAUCAUCGGUGAUUUAUGUUUCAUUUGGGAGUAUAUCAGUGUUAACGAAGCAACAAAUGGAGGAAAUUGCACGCGGAUUGUUAGAUUGUGGGCGGCCCUUCUUGUGGGUCAUAAGAGCUAAGGAAAAUGGAGAAGAAGAGAAGUUGAGUUGCAGAAAGGAAUUGGAAGAAAAAGGUAUGAUAGUACCAUGGUGUUCCCAAGUGUAUGUUUUGUCCCACCCUUCAGUGGGAUGCUUUGUGACGCAUUGUGGGUGGAAUUCAACUUUGGAGGGUUUGUUUUCUGGGGUGCCAAUGGUAGCGUUUCCACAAUGGUCAGAUCAAGGGACAAAUGCAAAGUUGAUUGAAGAUGUGUUGAAGACAGGUGUGAAGGUGACAGCAAAUAAUGAUGGGAUUGUAGUAGGUGAUGAAAUUAAGAGGUGCUUGGAAUUGGUCGUGGGAGAUGAAGAGAGAGAGAAAGAAAUGAGAAGGAAUGCCAUGAAAUGGAAGGAGUUGGCUAGGGAGGCUGUCAACCAAGGUGGUUCUUCCUAUAGCAAUCUUAAGGCUUUUGUGGAUGAGUGUUGUGGUUAGAAUAAUACAAACCCAAAACCGAGAUAUAUAUCUCGGUGAGUUUGAGGUUGAUCAUAGGGAAUGACUGAUGUAAAAACCUCUAUUAUUAAGUAAAAACUAAAAGUAGUUAUUUGUU